Didymodactylos carnosus is the source of this 459-nucleotide messenger RNA. NCBI's taxonomy places the organism in Eukaryota, Metazoa, Rotifera, Eurotatoria, Philodinida, Philodinidae. The record is from the annotation of a GenBank genome assembly.
AUGAUCAAAACAUUUUCGAGAAGUUUUCGAAACAAGGUCAAUGAGUCUGAUAAUAGAUGGGAGGCGGUUGGCGGCGUUGAUGACUUAAUUACAAUUAUUAAACAGUUAGGGCAAGAUUAUCGGGAGUUAGAUAGCCACAACAAUUGGCGAGAAGAAUCAUCCAUAUGGGGACGUCUGGCGAAAAAUUCAAAAUUAAUUAAAAAAGAUGCAAGUGCCAGAAAAUGGCUUUAUACCGUGUGGAGGCAGGAUCGUCGUUCAAUUCGAACCACAUUUUUUAAAGACAAGAUAGUCACAAAUUUACCAGCACCAUUAGAUAUUUCAUUAUCAAUGAAUUUAUCCGCAGAACCGAAAAAGACAUUUCCUAGUAAAGCUGGACGUCAUCAUGUGGGUUACAUACAUACAGCGGGUGAAUACCCGUUUUGUGUUCAUUUUCUUACUGAAAUGCAAAUUGAUAGAUAA